Molecule: messenger RNA, 708 nt
Organism: Stegodyphus dumicola
Lineage: Eukaryota; Metazoa; Arthropoda; Arachnida; Araneae; Eresidae
Product: ras-related protein Rap1 pseudogene
Source: RefSeq, a predicted model, not a curated record
AUGAAUACGAAAGAUAUGGCAAAGGGGACAAACGAUCAUCUAAAAGUUGUAAUUAUGGGUGAUGCUUGCGUAGGAAAAACUGCUAUUGUCGAGCAGUUCCUCUAUGAAAGGUGUCCCUUACACCACAAACCAACAAUUGAGGAUAUGUACUACAGGAAAUACGAUAUCUCAGGAACUAGUUUAACUUUAAAUAUACUUGAUACGAGUGGAUCCUACCAAUUUACGGAGAUGAAAAAGAUGGCUAUCAGAACCAGCGAUGCUUUCAUUUUGGUCUAUUCAAUUGACAACAUGGAGACUUUUAAUAUGGUGUCAGAUCUUAGGGACCUCAUACUAGAGAUUCGACAAGUGGAAGAACGUGUUCCCGUUGUGGUCGUUGGCAACAAAAUUGAUUUGAACAGCGCCAGAGCUGUGCCAAAGGACAUUACAGAAUCUAUUGUUAACAUAGACUGGAACUACGCUUUUGUGGAGUCUUCAGCAAAGGAAAAUAUCAAUAUCCUGCAAAUCUUUAAAACUAUGUUGACCCAGGCAGGUAUUUCAUUUGAUCUGGAAGCAGCAGUGAAAAGACGAAGAAAAUCUUUGCCAGUCCAGUCAACUUACCCCAAAAUGGAACAUACAGAUGAAAAAAGACCGAGCUGUGUUAUACAGUAAAUUAUUGUUCUUUAUUUUUUAAAAAAAAUUUUAUAAAAAUAUUUACAGCUUUUAUACAUU